AUGAAUUGGCCCCCGGAAGCAACAACAUUCGAAACAGCAACAGUAGCGACGGCAGCGGCAGAUAUUUCGGCUGAGUUUACGGCCAAGCCACCCUUGACAGAGGCUGAUGAUGUUCCACAGACACUCAUUGAGGCGAGUGAGGUCCUUUGGCAGUUUAUGACGUUUCAACAGGAUAUGAGUUCCUCGUCCGCUCAUAUGGCUGAUCCAGCGUGGAUGAGAGAACUCCAAAUCAUUGGUGAGCGUCUGAUGCGUCUGCAGCAGAAGGUUGACCGGCUUAUUAAUGCAAAGUUAGAUGAAAUUUCUACCGACAGCACUGAGGAGGCUGAAAAGUCUCUGGCGAAUUUGAUGAACGUGAACGACGAGCUUCUGUUUUGUGUCGAAGACUACCGACGAACUACGCGGAAAUAUGAGGUUAGUAUGCCCAUUCAUCUGCAUAUAUUAAGUAGGCCAGUGUGA
Molecule: messenger RNA, 456 nt
Organism: Dibothriocephalus latus
Lineage: Eukaryota; Metazoa; Platyhelminthes; Cestoda; Diphyllobothriidea; Diphyllobothriidae
Source: the annotation of a GenBank genome assembly